Messenger RNA from Coregonus sp. 'balchen', 357 nucleotides. The record is from the annotation of a GenBank genome assembly. NCBI's taxonomy places the organism in Eukaryota, Metazoa, Chordata, Actinopteri, Salmoniformes, Salmonidae.
AUGGUACAAUAUUUUCUUUCCUAUGUGUCUAUAGAGGCAGUAGGUGUCGCUAUUGCCGCACCGCCAACUGAUGGGCAGGCCAAUGCGGAUCUCGUUCUGGAGUUGAAGAGAAGAGAGGCGAAGUCGUUUUGGACAAGGUUUGAGAGCUGUGUAUGGACAUCUCUGGAUGCUUCAUGAUGCAUGUUUAUGUACUGUGUUGCCCAUAACAGAACAGUUUCAGGAACGUAAACUAAAAUGCUUCAUCAUGUCCUUAUGUCUCUCUGCAGGGCUCCAGAUCCUGAGAAGAUUGUCAAGGUGACUGGGUCACUAACCCCGGAGCAGGUGUUAGACAGGUUAACGCAAGAGGCUUCUCGAUGA